AAUUAAGAACAUGCUCUAGUGCCCCUUGCUUUGAAUUAAAUCGACCAAAAGAGAGAGAAGCAAAAAAAACUGUCUUCUUAUUAUUUUAGUGAAAGUUACGAAACUGAAGAAAUGUCGUCAAAGGAGACGUUGAGUGUUGGGGGAAGUGAGGAGGUGAGAGCCUUGGAGUAUGGUGACGUGGGUGUGGUGAGUGAGUCAUCUGGGUCAGAAAGGACAGAGGAAGAGGUGGAAAGGAAUGAGGUGGCUGAGGUUGAGGGAGAGGGGGUUCCCGCAAAUAUAUUAGAAGUGGGAGAUAGGAGUGAUAGGUGUUAUGAUAUUGAGGCAGACAUAGUGUCUGAGGUGAGGGGUUAUGAGACUGAAUUCGAGACUAGGGAUAGCUUCAGUUACCUAGUAGAGACUUAUGAGAUUCCUCCCCAAGUUCUAAUUAGGCCUGUUGGAGUGGAAGAGAGGGCAUGCUUUGCACCUUAGGAUCACUGGAUGCCCAUGUAUGCCCAUUAUUUGGCAGCAGGACUUAGGUUUCCCAUUCUAGAAUUGCUUGUUUGGUUAUUGUUAGAUUAUAGUAUAGGUUUAACCCAAUUAGUUCCCAAUGCAGUAAGAGUACUUAUUGGGUUUUGAGUUUAUUGUCGAGCUCGAGGUGUUAGUGCCUCCACUGUAAAUAUGUUUAAGCAUUUUUUCAUACUUAAGGCUGGGAGUAGGAAGGAGAAGGGGUGGUAUUAUUUUACACCUUGGGCGUCCAACAAAGAAAAGAGGAAUUUAUUUAGUGUAGGGCCUUCAUCCAUUAAGGGAUGGAAGGAAAAAUUCUUCUUUGUUGAUGACACCAAUUGGGCAAGGAGGGAAGCCGGAGUGGAGUUUUUGUCUGCCUAGAAGGCUAACAAAGCCAACCAAAAUAUGUAUAGUUUAAAUAGUGAUGAGGAGGAAAAGGUUGGGAAGUUGGUGAAAAAGGGAGGUGACACUUUGAAUAUCAUGUACCUCACCAGCUCAGAUGUCAUAGAGGCUGUUGAGUGAAUGUGUGUCUGUGUUUUGUAUUGUGUUGUUUGGUAUUAAAUUUUGAUUUAUGUU
Molecule: messenger RNA, 1059 nt
Organism: Rubroshorea leprosula
Lineage: Eukaryota; Viridiplantae; Streptophyta; Magnoliopsida; Malvales; Dipterocarpaceae
Source: the annotation of a GenBank genome assembly